This is a messenger RNA of Boleophthalmus pectinirostris (great blue-spotted mudskipper), 1337 nucleotides long. RefSeq names its product small VCP interacting protein (gene svip). NCBI's taxonomy places the organism in Eukaryota, Metazoa, Chordata, Actinopteri, Gobiiformes, Gobiidae. Bases 324 to 566 code for a protein of 80 amino acids. The transcript is spliced from 5 exons. The record is from RefSeq and is a predicted model, not a curated record. Gene Ontology annotation, biological process: positive regulation of autophagy; negative regulation of VCP-NPL4-UFD1 AAA ATPase complex assembly; negative regulation of retrograde protein transport, ER to cytosol. Gene Ontology annotation, cellular component: endoplasmic reticulum membrane.
UGUGUUCUUGAACAUACCUCACUGCAGGACUCAGCAAACGGAACUCUUUGACAAUAACAACCUAAUAAAUAACAUUAGACGUAAAAUAUUGUAAAUGAUGGCAGUAAAGUUGCGUCUAAAGAAGAGGUGGGGGAAACAUUAAUUCCCUUACUUAUUUGCCUAGAUUCUCGGUGCUUUUCUUCAGAGAGAGCUGGCGCCUGCAUUUAGAUAGCUCAUGUUAGCUGGUGCUAGCUAACGGUGCAGUGCCUAAUGCCAUACGAGCCCAAAGCCAGAGUCUGGGGGAGUAUCUGCCUUAUUUCUCAGCGCUGCAGCCUUAAAGAAAGAUGGGAAUGUGUUUACCCUGCUUUGGAGGCGCGGCGGACGAUGUUAUAGAAACACCAGAUCCCGAAACAAGGAGACGACAGUUAGCAGAAGCUGCUGAAAAGAGACAGAAGGAGACCGCAUACAGGGGUGUUAAAAAUCCAGAAGAAGUCGAAAGGAAAAGAAAAAAACAAGAAGAGAUGGAAAAACAGGCGAUGACCACGUCAGUUUCUGGAGGUGGUGGGCUAAAGUGGCAAGUCGGAUGAAAAUCUUCCAUUCUGAAAUCCCCAAAUGGUGUAAUGCUGCAACCCAACUUGAAGAUGAAGAAGGAAACUGCUGGUUAUUUUAUAAAUUGUAAUUUAACUAUUUAAUUUUUUCACUAUUAUAUAUUUCUUGAUACUAAUCGACUGACGAUUUGCACAAUCAAAAGCAGUUGACAUUUUUACCCUGUUGCCAAUACAUACUGUAUUUUUUUCUUUUGAUGAAGGAAGAGAGAGAUAAUAGGCACAAAACCUGUUAUGUUUAUUUUCCUAACACACACAUUGCCCAUAUGGAGACCUCAACAUUAACACUAACUAAACUAUGACAUUACUACAAACCCUGUUUAUGUUUACAACAUUUGAGUCAUUUAUGACAUCACAAAAUGAGGUUACUUGUCAGUGGAGAUGCUUUUGGUAAGCACAGUCUACAACAGUCUACGUUAUUGCUGUUCAGAAUGUUGAAAGUCAAGCCACUAUAACUGAAGGAGAUCUACUUGCUGCACUUUCUUCUGGCCUCCGGCACUGCACCCUCAAAGAGAUUUUCAUACUGUUUGAAACCCUUUAUUAUAUAUGCUUAAUAGACAAUGUAUGUAUCCCUGCUUUAUUAUGAUGAUAAAAGCAGAUACAAUUUGACAGAUGUUAACAUUAUUAAUAGAUAUUUAGUACAAAAACCUUGCCUAUUUGGCUUACAGCCAUCACUCGAUCCUUGAAAGCUUCUGGUGCUCUUGCCAAUUUUGUAAUACUGAAGAUAUGCUGCAAUAAAGAACAUUUCUGCUA